AUGUCACUCCUCCUCGCUGGGGGCCAGGACGCCUGGAGGUUGCCAGGCAGCUACAUGGUGGUGCUGAAGGAAGAGACCCACCGCUCGCAGACGGAGCGCACCGCCCGCCGCCUGCAGGCCCAGGCCGCCCACCGCGGCUACCUCACCAAGAUCCUGCACGUCUUCCACGACCUUCUCCCCGGUUUCCUGGUGAAGAUGAGCGGUGACCUUCUGGAGCUGGCCCUGACGUUGCCCCACGUCCAGUACAUCGAGGAGGACUCCUUCGUCUUUGCCCAGAGUAUCCCGUGGAACUUAGAGCGGAUUCUCCCUGCGCGGCGCCAGGCGGAUGAACACCACGCUCCUACUGGAGGUGGCCUGGUGGAGGUAUAUCUCUUAGACACCAGUAUCCAAAGUGGCCACCGGGAAAUUGAGGGCAGGGUGGUAGUCACUGACUUCGAGAACGUGCCCGAGGAGGAUGGGACACGCUUCCACAGACAGGCGAGCAAGUGUGACAGCCAUGGCACCCACUUGGCGGGGGUGGUCAGUGGCCGGGAUGCUGGCGUGGCCAAGGGCGCCAGCCUGCGCAGCCUGCGUGUGCUCAACUGCCAAGGGAAGGGCACGGUGAGCAGCACGCUCACAGGCCUGGAGUUUAUUUGGAAGAGCCAGCUGGCCCAGCCGGCGGGCCGGUUGGUAGUGUUGCUGCCCCUGGCGGGUGGGUACAGCUCGGCCCUCAACGCCGCCUGCCAGCAGCUGGCUGGGACGGGGGCAGUGCUGGUGGCCGCUGCUGGCAACUUCAGGGAUGACGCCUGUCUCUAUUCCCCGGCCUCAGCUCCCGAGGUCAUUACUGUUGGGGCCACCAAUGCCCAGGACCAGCCAGUGACCCUGGGGGUCCUGGGGACCAACUUUGGCCGCUGCGUGGACCUCUUUGCCCCAGGGGACGACAUCAUUGGUGCCUCCAGUGACUGCAGCACCUGUUUCACAUCACAGAGUGGGACGUCACAAGCUGCCGCCCAUGUGGCUGGCAUUGUGGCUAGGAUGCUGACUGCUGAGCCGGAGCUCACCCUGGCUGAGAUGAGGCAGAGGCUGAUCCGUUUCUCUGCCAAAGACGUCAUCAAUGAGGCCUGGUUCCCCGAGGACCAGCGGGUACUGACCCCCAACCUGGUGGCUACACUACCCCGCAGCACCUAUGGAGCAGGUGGGCAGCUGUUCUGCAGGACCGUGUGGUCGGCGCACUCGGGGCCCACGCGGAUGGCCACGGCCGAGGCCCGCUGUGCUGCCCCUGAGGAGCUGCUGGGCUGCUCUAGCUUCUCCAGGAGCGGGAAGCGGCGAGGCGAGCGCAUUGAGGCCCGAGGGGGCAGGCGCGUUUGCCUGGCCCACAACGCGUUUGGGGGUGAGGGUGUCUACGCCAUUGCCAGGUGCUGCCUGCUGCCCCGGGCCAACUGCCGUGUCCACACGGCUCCGCCAGCUGGGGCCGGAGUGCAGACCCAGGCCCGCUGCCCCCAGCGGGGCCACGUCCUCACAGGCUGCAGCUCCCACUGGGAGGUGGAGGACCUUGACACCCCCAGGCAGCCUGUGCUGAGGCCAUGGGGUCAGCCCGACCAGUGUGUCGGCCACAAGGAGGCCAGCAUCCACGCUUCCUGCUGUCACGCGCCGGGUCUGGAGUGCAAAGUCAGGGAGCACGGGAUCCCGGGCCCUGCAGAGAAGGUCACCGUGGCCUGCGAGGGAGGCUGGACGCUGACCAGCUGCGGGACCCUCCCCGGGGCCUGCCCCGCCCUGGGGGCCUACGCAGUGGACAACACGUGUGUGGUGAGGGGCCGGGACAUCGGAGCAGGAGGGAGGACGGGCGAGGAGGCCGCCGUAGCCAUCGCCAUCUGCUGCCGGAGCCAGCCCUCAGGGGAGCAGGCCUCCCAGGAGGCCCAGUGACCACCCUGCCUGGGACGCAUGCAUGGGGAAGGGGCCAGGGCCUGGGGGCCGUGGUCCCAGGCCUCGGCUGGGCUUUGA
Lipotes vexillifer (Yangtze River dolphin) is the source of this 1980-nucleotide messenger RNA. RefSeq names its product proprotein convertase subtilisin/kexin type 9 (gene PCSK9). The transcript is spliced from 11 exons. The record is from RefSeq and is a predicted model, not a curated record. Gene Ontology annotation, molecular function: serine-type endopeptidase activity. NCBI's taxonomy places the organism in Eukaryota, Metazoa, Chordata, Mammalia, Artiodactyla, Lipotidae. Gene Ontology annotation, biological process: proteolysis.